This is a messenger RNA of Caenorhabditis auriculariae, 8407 nucleotides long. NCBI's taxonomy places the organism in Eukaryota, Metazoa, Nematoda, Chromadorea, Rhabditida, Rhabditidae. The record is from the annotation of a GenBank genome assembly.
AUGUUCUCUUUGGGAUCCCAUCGGUUUAAUUCUUUCAUCUCGGCGCACGUGCAACUUUCGACGGUAGCCUGCCUCCCCUCUGAGGAGCUUUUUUGCUUCCUUUCUGUGACCUGCGAGUCAAGCCGCCGGAGGGCCAACCCUUGGCAACUUUCCAAAUCUGUGAUCUAGCCGCCUGGAAGGCCCGUCACCGGAAGCCCCGCCCCUUUGUAGCCGGUGUCCUUCAUUCGGUCUUACUGUCCAGCCAGAAAACGGCUGCCAGGUUCUCAGGGUUCCCCGGUUGAAAUGUUUCCUGUUUUGUUCUGUUUGAAAUGCUGUUAACAUGUUCCAUAAGCUUGUUUUUCAUAUUUUCUCAUUUCACUAAGAUGGACUUUUGGCGCUUUUAUUUGAUGAAUCUAAAAUGAAACUUACAUAUUUCAUUCUUCUUUUUCAUAUUCCGUUUAAACUUUUUUGAUUUUUUUUUUCUGAGCGCAUAUCUUGCGUAUUUUUAUAUGAACCUAUAAUUGUUAUUAAGAGCCUUUUUUUCAUCCAAAAAACUAACAAAAAAAAAAACUCCAAAAAAAUGUAUUGAACACAUAGAUAAUUGUCACCAACUAGAAGGGCAAUGAUUUGAAUGGCUAGUACUGAACGGUUGACAAAAUUUCCACUCACAAGUCCUAUAGAGAAUUCGCAAAAUGUUCUGGUCAUCUGACUUGAAGCUUUUGAAAUCCUCAAAUUAUUUUUUUUAGUUUUUUGCGUUUCUCCGAUUAUGCAAAUCAUGUAAAGACAAACUCCUAUAAUUCCAGAUGCCUCACUUUUUCUGGCCACAUCAUUUGCAUGAAUUGUACAACGUCAUAACCCAGAAACAGAAUGUGAGUUUAUAUGAUCGCACUAGACAAAAACGAGAUUUUUUUUUUGAACUUUUUCUUAUCAUAAAACUAUUGGUUUUCAAUAAAUCUGAAAAAGUUUGAAACUAUGUGCAUAAUCUUCAGAGUUAACAAAUUGCAGUCCGUUGAUCAAGUGGAUCGACUCAAUUUCUGGUUCACUCCACUCGUUUUGUACGUGGUCGCCUCCGGAAUCGUCGGCCACCAAAUGCUCGGACAACCAUUGAGAUGCUGGUUACCUUAUACAUACAGCUGUAUUUCCAACUUUGAUUCGAAAAUAACCUACUCGUCUUCAGCAAGUUGGCACCAUUAUACCUAUGAAUAUUGCUUUAUUGCCGACAAAUACUUUCUUCCGCUCGACGAAAACAUAUCGGAUGUGCAUUAUCAAAGCAAAUUUUCUUAUUAUCGUUGGGUGCCUUUAAUGCUGGCUUUUCAGGUAAACUUGGUUUUGAUAAUAAUUAUUUCAUCAUGGGAACCGGAUUUUUUGAUCUUGAAUUAUAGUCGAACCUCUCCGACUUGAAAGGCGACGGAGGCGGAAAAGUUCACGGUUUUUAUAGUCAAUGUUUCCCGACUUGAAAGGCGAGGGAGGCGGGGCAAGGGGCGGGACGCGUAGCGUGUGCUUACGCGGUUAUUGGCGCCAGUUCAAUUCAAUCGCCGCCGACUAUUUAAAAAGCUCGGCAACCGCUCUUUUUUGUAUUUUUCUUCUAUUUUUUUGAUGCACACAGGAACAUAAUCAAUAAAUAAAUAAAAAAAGAAGGGAAAAGAGCGAUAAAUGAGCUCUCCAAAUAGUCGCUGGUGGUUGAAUUGAACACGUGCCAAGAACCGCGUACGCACACGCUACGCGUCCCGCCCCUUGCCACGCCUCCCUCGCCUUUCAAGUCGGGAAACAUUGACUAUAGCACGAGUUCAUUUCAAACGUCAUAGACUUUUAAAAAGCUUGGUCACCGCUCUUUUUAUACUCCUGUUGUUCUACUAUUUUUGAUGGUACAAUGAAACAAAAAAUUAGUGAGGAAUUGAAAAAGAAUGAAAAAAGCGAAAAAAAAGCUUCCCAAACAGCCGCUGGCGGUUGAAUUGAACUUGUGACAAGGACCGCAUACGCGCACGCUACACGUCCCGCCUCUUUCUCUUCUUUCCUCGCUUUUCAAGUUGGGAAAAAAUUGCCUAUCAAAGCGAAAAUCGUGAUGAUUUGCUCGCAAUAACUGUGUAAAUAAAAAAGUUUCACAUUGGUUUUUUUUUCGCGUUAUUCCCGCAAUUAAGAAAAGUUUAAAGUAAACAGAUUUUGUUUUUUUAUAAUUAAAUUCGGACAAGAUGUUUAGAAAGGAAAUUAUUGAAUAAUGAUUCAGAGUUUGAUUAUAUUCUGAAGUUUUUCCAUUUUGCUUUUACUCUGUUUGAUCUCUGACCACAACUCAAACAGAGUGUUUUGAUUGAGUGUGACUUAUUUGAAAUUCUUUUUUCUUUUCUAAAUCACAUGUACUUAUCCUGCACCUCUCAGUUACUGAUUUUCUUUAUUUUUUAAACUUUUCCAAAUUUUGUUAGAGAAAAACGUAGCUUGAACUCGAAUCGACUUCAAAAAAGUUCGAAAGAUUUAAUAGUCCGGAAGAAUACAUCCCUUUCGUUAUCAGUUUUAUCUUGCACCAAUAAAAACCAAUAAAAUUCACAGUAAUUUGAAUCAACAAAAAAUUAUACCAAAAAGAAGUAUCAAGAUACGUAAUCCGUUCCUCGAGAAGUUAAUAUGUCAAAAAAUGAUUAAAGCGCAGUCUUAUUUUCAAGAAGCCCUCCAAAGUUUCGUGGAUAAAUGACAUCUUAUUUUUAAAUGAAUCAUAAAAAAAAUUUCUUUAUUUUCGAGACUUUUAAGCUAUAUAUUUGAAAGUGCUUCAAUAUUUUUCUUCAUUCCAGGCAUACCUUUUCUUGGUUCCAGGAAAAAUUUGGAAUUAUUCGCAAGAACAAACAGGUUGAAUUCAAAAGUUUUUCACUCAAGUCAUAUCUUUGUUUUCAGAGCUGAACCCCUUCUCUUUUAUAAGUUCGAGUCGAAUCAUUUCCGAAAAAAUUGGAAAAGAGCGCCGUGAGGAGCUCUACCGCAUGUCGGACAGCAUAAUUCCGAUUCUUCGGGAUUGCAAUGAAAGCCGCAGCAUCGUUUACAAUGUAUCUCUUCAAACUUUCAGAACCCAAAAUUUUCAGCUGCGCCGUACUUGGCUGUUCUCCGGAUCGCGUUUGGGUGCUGUUUAUAUCAACUGCAAACUCUUGAUGCUUGCCAACCUUUUCGGACAAUUAUUUUUGACAUGCUUCUUUUUGGGGAUUGAUAGUCCCUUUUGGGGAUGGAAGGUUUAAAACCAACGCCAACUAAAUUCUAGCUGUAACUUUUCAGAUCAUGUUCUCCAAGCAGCUCAACAGGGACACACUCUUUCCUACAAGGAUGACGUGCAAGUUCGAAGUUUGUUUCUUGUUCGAAUAAAAAUUAGAAAAGUUUGGAAACACAAAACUUCAGAUUCGCGAAGUUGGACAGCCCGAAAAACAAAUAAUUCAGUGCGUUGCGCCGCUGAAUGCGUUCAACUCGCAUUUUUAUACUUUGUUCUAUUUCUGGUAGUAAUUCAAGAAGAUUCUUUCUAGAAAAAACAUUGUUUCAGGAACGUAGCUCUCAUUGUCAUAACAACGAUCGCGACAUUGCAAUUUAUUGUUUUGUACUUGUUUCUACCUUCUUGGCUACUACCAGGAUGUUUGAACCAAAUUGUGAGUUUUAGAAAAUCAAAUUCUAUUCGAAUAUUUUGAGCCCUUGAGAGAAGAUAAUAGAGUACGAUUCCAGGAUGGGAUGACCUCGAAACUGGAAAAGAAGUUCCUCGAAAAAUUUCUCUAUUCUGACGGUCUCAUCUUGCUCUAUGUUCUGCAGCAUUGUAUCAACGGAAUGUUCGCCAACGAUCUUAUGCAUAAAUUCGUGGAAGCUUUCCUCCAAGAAGAGAAUAUUCUCUUGGCUCCUGACGGCAAAAUCAUCUAUGAACGUUUGGGCUUUCCCGAAAUGGAUCAAGAAAACCCCGACAGCACAAAUGAAACUGUUAGUUUGAGUAUACAUAGGUCAUAGGUUCCAUGGAAAAGUAUAGUUUAUUCACGGCUGGCUUGAGCCAUCAAAAAUGGUCUUGACACGACAAUUUACGAGACAGUGCCUGGCUCGUGGAGUGCGCAGACAGGACACGCUUUCUUAGCGUCUAAAGCUAGCUGUGAAUCGGCUAUAGAACGUGAUCGAUUUCAAGCGCCAUUAUUGAAUUGAUUCAAAUGUUCGCACAUUUUACCUGUUUCUUAUCUGUUAACUUUUUUAUUUUUGAUUAGGAAAAGAGUUUGAUAAAAUAAGUUGAGUAUAAAAAGCAUCGGAAAAAAACCUUUAACUAGAAAGCUAAAAAAAUUUGGACCAAAAAGUUGAGCAAUUUUUCCCGUGUAGAUGUCUGCUUUGAAAAACAGGUGCAAACGAGAAACUUUUAAGACCGGCGGUUAAAAAAAAUUUCUGUUGUAAAUAAUUACACAACGGUUGGAGGAAAAGUUUUAUUUUUGAAAAAAAAAAUUUCAGUUUUUGAAAUCAUAUUUCAAAUCCCAAUUUCGCUACCAAGCGGGUGUUUGAGCAAGGUUUCCGACACCUUCUCAAGUAUUACUUUCUUUUUAAAUUUUUAUUUUUUUGAAAUUUUGUGUCGAAUUUCAGAACGGGGAAGAUGCUCCAGCGAAACCUUCUUGGUUGCACGGUGAAGAAGGUAUCCUGGAAGACGAAGAGAAUCAGUUUUUCACACGAAAAACAUGAAUCAUGUCGAGGUUCGUAUUAGAGAGAAUCCUAGAAGGAAUUUGUUAUAGCUGUCCAAAAAUCAAGUUAUCAAUUUCUCAAUAGAUUAUAUUCUUGAUUUUUCUUUUCUAUAGAUCCUUUCUUUUUUAUUCUAAAUAGUGUGGAACUUCAGGAAUUUUCCGUGGAAAUAUAUGGAUGGGCCCAUAUUCGACGUAUGUAGGAAAGUACGCCCUGAGGGAGGAAACUUUUUUCAAAUAAACUCAGUUUUUUAUCCAAUUACAUGCAUAGUUUAUCAUCUGAUGAACCACAUCUCUUAUUUCCCAAUGUUUAAUUUUUUCCCAGCCCGUUCCAAAACCAUUCGUACUGAACGGUCAUUUUCUGCUUUUCCCACCGAAAUUCGCAUUUUUUGAUCCUAUGUGUUUCUAUGUGUAUUUGGUUUUCAUGUACUCCAUUUUUUUCCAAUUUCUAUGUAGUCUCAACCAAAAGAUUCAAGCUGACAAACUACAUUCCUACAUUGUCUUACAACGGUUUUUUAGGGUUUUUUCUCGAUCCUUAAUUUGAUUUCCACGUUUUUUCAAUUAGAUUACAGUAUACAGUGAAUUCAAUUUCUAGUAGUUCUUUCAAUUGUUCAACUUUUCCUUGUCGGAACAAUGUGUUCUUUGUUUGGUGAAAGAAUGUUCUCUUUGGGAUCCCAUCGGUUUAAUUCUUUCAUCUCGGCGCACGUGCAACUUUCGACGGUAGCCUGCCUCCCCUCUGAGGAGCUUUUUUGCUUCCUUUCUGUGACCUGCGAGUCAAGCCGCCGGAGGGCCAACCCUUGGCAACUUUCCAAAUCUGUGAUCUAGCCGCCUGGAAGGCCCGUCACCGGAAGCCCCGCCCCUUUUUAGCCGGUGUCCUUCAUUCGGUCUUACUGUCCACCCAGAAAACGGCUGCCAGGUUCUCAGGGUUCCCCGGUUGAAAUGUUUCCUGUUUUGUUCUGUUUCGUUCUGUCUUUCCCCCCAAUCCGUUUUUUUUUUCAUAAAUUCUCAUCAGACCAAGAUAGAUCGACCUAUCUUAUGCGAUAAAUUUUUGAAGUUCGCGUUAUUGAAAUUUUGAAAUGUCAGUCUUUUUCCCACAUGCUUCCGAUAUUUUGUUGUUUCUCUUUUUUGAGGGUAUUUCUUGAGCAUCUUUAUUGAGUUACUCUUCUCAAUAAAUAACUUUUUUCAGAAUAAAGAAAAGACUUUUGAAACAAACUUUUCGAGCUUUUUUGCAUUGACUUUUAGCUGAUUCAUGGUUAGCUAGGGCCAUCGGGAAAGGGGUCCAAACGCGAUAAAGAAAACAAGGCUUGGUUCGGGAAUGAACACAGAGAGACCAAGCUCCCCCUACAGCUAUCCGUGAAUAGGUUUAAUUCAGAAACCGGUGUUUGCCCUGACCGUUAAGUUUGUUUCUUGAGAAUUAUACUUUUUAAAUCCUUCAGAAAUAGUAGAAGGUGACGUUUUCAAGGCUUUCAAUAGGCGUUUUCAUAUUUUGUUUCUUUUUUUUAUCAUAUCGAAGAUGCCAUGUUGAAAAAAAGACAUUUCUGAUUCAGAUGGCGACCUUUCUUUGGUCUCACUUAUUUGAAGAACUUCAUUGGAAAAUUAUAGGCAGCCGCAAUGUGAGUUUUUCACCAAAUAAUCGUCAGGGAGUAAGGGGCUUCAGGAUUCUUCAAACAGUUUCUUUUUAUUCAAAAUUCAUAGUGUUUUUCCAAUUGGGUUCGAAGUUUUAAAAUGAGAAAAAUGAAGAUUUUCAUGCACAGAAACCAAAUAAAGUUGCAGAUAGUUGACCAUUCGGAUCGACUAAACUUAUGGGUCACUCCCCUUGUUUUGUACGUGGUCGCCUCCGCAAUCGUCAGCUACAAUAUGCUCGGAGAGCCAUUGCGCUGCUGGUUACCUUAUACAUUCAUCUGUACUCAAAUUUUCGAUUCGAAAGUUACUGUAUUUACUUAUUUUCAGCAAGUUGGGAGACUUACACGCACAGUUUCUGCUUUAUAACGGACGUCUACUUCGUUCCGAUUGAUGAAAAAAUAUCGGAUAAGCACCGUCAGCGCAAAUAUUCUUAUUACCGAUGGGUGCCGCUAAUGCUAGCUUUUCAGGUGAGGAUAGAUUGGAUUAGAGUUUUUAUCAGGUUGUUCGGUAUACUGCAUCGAAAAUCAAAAAAAAAAACGGAGCUUCAAAUAAUACGUUGCUUAAGGAAUAUUUAAAGUUUCGAAAAAUUUUCGUAAAAAAUCGUCAUCGGAUGCAUUUUUUAACAACAUCCAGAAAUUUAGUUUUAAGACUGCAAACAAAAUACAAUUUUUUUUUCCGAAAUACUAGGAAACCGCAACAUCUUCGACGAACCAUUUUUGGAUACUUUGAAAUCUCAAUAAGGAAAAGAAUAUUUCAUUCAUGAGUUGUCAUUCAGACUAAAACUCGAGAAACUUUCAAAAAGAGAGUGGAAAAUUGAUUGAAUGAUUUUCUCAAUGAAAAUGGUUCUCCUGAAUGUAAUUAUUUGAUUGAAGUGCGCACCAAAAUUUAUAGAAGCUUUUGAACAAUCUAACAAAACGACUAAUUUUGUCUCAUUUAGUCGCAUUGAAGUGAGUCUGAAAAGAAAUUAGUAUGAAAGAUCGUAAUUUCCUAUUUAAAAACAGUUUUCUGAAGUUUUUAGGCCGUCCUGUUCGUGAUCCCAGGAAAACUUCGAAAGCUUCUGCAGAGCAAAACAGGUAAGAAUAAAAAAAAAUUCACUUUGUAACCAAAUUUUAAUUCUCAGCUGUUGAUCCUUCAUUUUUCAUCAAAACGGGCGAAAAAAUAUCGUGCGACAAUGAAAAUGAGCGCAAAACGCAGCUCUACUGGAUGACCGACAACAUUAUCUCAGCCCUUCGAGACUGCAACGACAACCGCAGCUAUGUUUGAAUCAUUCAUCUUCACGUGUUUAGAACGAACUGGAUUUACAGCUUCGUAGAGCUGGCCUGUUUUCCGGAUUGCGGUUGUCAGAAAUUUACAUCUUUUGCAAGGCUUUGUCUAUUGCGAACCUUUUUCUACAACUUGCCGUGACUUGCUUUUUUUUGGGUGUCGAUAGUCCUCUUUGGGGAUGGAAGGUUUGAAAAAUUGUGACAAGAAACGGAUAACUACUUCUUUAGAUCCUCUUGUCCGAUAAAACUUACAAAAACACACUGUUUCCUGUAAGGAUAUUAUGCGAGUUCCAGGUUUUUUCUUCUUUGUAUAACCAAGUUAAACGCGAAAAUUCAGGUUCCAGACCUGAGCCAGCCUGAAAAGCAUUCAAUUGACUGCGUUGCACCGCUGAAUGCGUUCAAUUCAAAUUUCUAUACUGUUUUCUACUUCUGGUAUUUUUUUCCAGAGAUUUUUUUCCAAGAAAAGUAUCUUCUCCAGGAAUGUAAUUCUCCUAUUCAUUACAACGACCGCGACAUUGCAAUUCAUUAUUUCAUUGGUUUUCCUACCUUCUUCUCUCUUACCAGGGCAGAUAGACCGAAUAGUGAGUUUGAGAAGAUCUAGUGAUGCUCUUAAUUUGUCGACUCUCAGAAGAAAGUUAUAAGGUGGAGUUCCAGGCUGGGAUGACCUCGGAACGAAAAGAAAGAUUCCUCAAAGAGUUUCUCUCUUCUGACGGUCUCAUUUUGCUCUAUGUGCUGCGCUACCGUUUCAACAAGGUCUUCGCGAAGAACAUCCUUCACAAGCUCGUAGAGGCUUUUCUCCAAGAUGAGAGCAUUGUUUUGGCCCCUGACGGCACCGCCGCUUACAAACCUUUCAGCUUCCAGAAAACGGAACAAAACGGAGCUGCAUAA